UUGUGUUUAAUUUGCAAUUGUGUUCUGUUACAGGUUGUUCAAGCGACCUGCUGACUUUAAUUAGACUGCUAUUUUUCCUAAUUACAGAUUCGCCUUGGAUGUGUGACAAAGGGAUGGGGGAAUAGGAAUAACCAUACAGCAGGCCUCUCCGCCGUGCGCAUGCGCUGUCAUCAGUCCUUUUUGCCAUAGAAAGCUGCUCCAGCGGAGGAGGAGAGAGGAACUCCGGCGGAGGACCAGGGAGGAGAGAGCGUGGUGGUGAGGAACCCCGGCAGCCCCUCUCCCCCCACCCCCGACCCUGGAGAGCGAGAGUUGGACCCGGCCGGACCCCCACCCCGGUCCCCGGAGGAGAGGACCCGAGAGAGAACCACGUUGCCACGGGAGAGGCCUCCGCUCAGGGCUGCAGUAUGUUUGCGUCGGUGAAGGCCUUCGAGGGGCAGCAGUACUCCACCCUGAAGAGGCAGUGCCUGCAAAGCGGCCUGCUCUUCGAGGACCCCCGUUUUACUGCAUUCGAUGACUCGCUCUUUCACCAGGGCAACAGAAUCGGACGUGUGGUGUGGAAGAGGCCGCGGGAGCUGUGCGAGGACCCUCAUCUGUUCGUAGACGGCAUCAGCGCGCACGACUUGCACCAGGGGCAGCUGGGUAAUUGCUGGUUUGUGGCGGCGUGCUCCAGCCUGGCCUCCAGAGAGUCUCUGUGGCAAAAAGUCAUUCCCGACUGGAAAGAGCAGGAGUGGGACACGGAGAAGCCCGACUCGUACGCCGGCAUCUUCCACUUCCGCUUCUGGCGCUUUGGCGAGUGGGUGGACGUGGUGAUCGACGACCGGCUACCGACGGUGGACAACCAGCUGGUCUACUGCCACUCCAACGACAGCAACGAGUUCUGGAGCGCUCUGGUGGAGAAGGCCUACGCCAAGGUGUAUGGCUGCUACGAGGCCUUGGAUGGUGGAAACACGGCCGAUGCCCUGGUGGACUUCACAGGCGGUGUUUCGGAGCCCGUCGACCUGCUGGAGGGUCAGAUGGCAACCGACGAGGUGGCGCGCAACCAGCUGUUUGAACGAGUCCUCAAAGUCCACAACCGAGAUGGCCUUAUCAGCUGCUCCAUAAGGGCAACCACCAUAGAGGACAUGGAGGCGCGGCUGGACUGCGGCCUGGUCAAAGGCCACGCCUACGCCGUGACCGACGUCCGCAAAGUGCGGCUGGGCCACGGGCUGCUGGCCUUUUUCAAGUCGGAAAAGCUGCACAUGAUCCGCAUGAGGAACCCCUGGGGGGAGAAGGAGUGGAGCGGCCCGUGGAGCGACAGUUCAGAGGAGUGGAACAAGGUGAGCAAGAGCGAGAGGGAAAAGCUCGGCGUCACCGUGCAGGACGACGGCGAGUUCUGGAUGACCUUUGACGACUUCUGCCAGUACUUCACCGACCUGAUCCUGUGCCGCCUCAUCAACACCUCCUACCUGAGCAUCCACAAGACCUGGGAGGAGGAGGUGAUGAGGGGCUCCUGGGUGCACCGGCAGGACCCCCUGCGCAACCGAUCGGGAGGCUGCAUCAACCACAAGGCCACGUUCCUGCAGAACCCUCAGUACGUGUUUGAUGUGAAGAAGGUGGAGGACGAGGUGCUGAUCUGCUUGCAGCAGAAAGAGAAGAGAGCCACGCCCAAAGAGGGCAAAGGGGAAAACCUUGCCAUAGGCUUCGAUAUUCACCGGGUGGAGCUCAACAGGAAGUACCGUAUGCACUCGGCCCAGCAGAAGGUGGCGGGCUCCAUCUACAUCAACUCGCGCUGCGUCUUCCUCAGGAAGGAGCUGAAGGAGGGUCGCUACGUCAUCAUCCCCACCACCUUUGACCCCGGGCAGCAGGGCGACUUCCUGCUCCGCGUCUUCACUGAUGUGCCUUCAGACUGCAAAGAGCUGACCCUGGACGAGCCUCCUCAGACGUGCUGGACGGGGAUGUGCGGCUACCCCCAGCUGGUCACUCAGGUCCACGUUCUGAGCGCCGAGGGUCUGCAGGGACAGGAGUCCAACGGAGCGUCUGUUUCCGCAGCCGUCGACCCCUACGUGAUCAUCACCUGCGAGGGAGAGAGGGUUCGCUCGCCCGUCCACAAGGACACGCGCUCGCCCAACUUUGACAUCAAGGGUCUGUUCUACCGCAAGAAGCCCAAAGAAUGCGUCCACAUCGAGAUCUACAACAAGAACAUGAUCGUGGACACCUUCCUGGGCCAGGUGGUCAUGUUCAGCGACCCAAACGAGCGGCAGGAGCAGCACACGCUCCACCUGCGCGACAAAGGCAACCGCCAGGACAACGACCUCCCGGGCACGCUCACUGUGCGCCUCAUCACCUCCACCACGCUCACCAACAUCUGACCGCCAUUCCUCUACAUGGACUUUUUAAUGGCCUUUUACGUCAAUCUCUUCACUCCGUGUCGCUGCUGCAGGUCUUAUUCUUAUUAUUAUUAUUAUUAUUAUGAAGUAUAAUUCAAGUUGCCUACAGCAACUCGAAAAAAAAAAGAGUGGCCAAAACGGAACAGCUUUCUUUUUUUUAGGGUGCGUUCACACUUGUCAGGUUUGGUUCGGUUAAAAGCGAUCUCUGGUGCGUUUGUUCUGCUCGUGUGGUCAAAUGUGAUCGUGAUUGUGCACCAAACAUGCGGACCGAGACCAAUAUCUCGCUCGCAAGUGAACUCUGGUGCGGUUCUGUUCUCUUGUUAGUAAUAUCAAGACGCUGUUAUUGUAAAACUACCACUUUUUUUCAAAAUGACGACUUCAUUUUGUAGUAUCAAUCAAUCAAUCAAUCAAUCAACGUGUAUUUAUAUAGCCCUUAAUCACAAGUGUUUCAAAGGGCUGCACAAGCCACAACGACAUCCUUCGGCUCAGAUCCCACAUCAGGGCAAGAAAAAACUCAACCCAAUGGGAUAACAAUGAGAAACCUCGGAGGGGACCGCAGAUGUGGGGACCCCCACAUCUGCGGAUCUAGUUAAUGGUGUGAGUGUCCAGUACAUAGUGGCCCCAGCUGAUGCACAGAUGAGUGGUCCACCCCGAACAGCUAGCGCGUCAUCUGUGGUCACCUUAUAAUGUCUCCACGCAGGAGAGGGGGGGCAGAGCAGAAAAGAGGCGGCAGAUCAACUGGUCUAAAAGAGGGUAUAUUUAAAGGCUAGAGUAUAAAAAUAAGUUUUAAUAUUCAUAAUUAAAAAAAAAUGUAAUUUUUAGUCUCGCUAAAAUUUUGUUUUUUUUUACGUGAUAUUAAAAUCUUAUUCUCAUAAAAACUACACUUGCUUAAAUUACAAUUUAAUUUUUUAAAUAUAAAUUUCAACUCUUUUAUCCUAAAAUGGUGACAUUAUUGUCGUAUAAUUACAAGGUUGUCAACGCACUUUCAACUUUUUUCACGUUAUAUUAAAACGCCAUUCUCGGAAAAUUCUACCUUUCUUUGCGAGAUUUGAAGAUAAUAAUAAUAAUAAUAAUAAUACCUGGGAUUUAUAUAGCGCUUUUCUAAAUACCCAAAGUCGCUUUACAUGUGUGUGUGGGGGUGGGGGGGCUGGGGGAGGAGGGACGAUAAAAACAAUUUUAUUAGAAAAAUAAAAUAAAAAAAUAAAUAAGAGACACCUUGGGCAGGGUCAGUUUGGAAAGGCUAAUGUGAAGAUGCGAGUCUCUUAAACUAAAACUUGUGAAAAUGACGAAAUUAAAUGACAAAUUACGGAUUUUUUCCCCCAUUUAUCACGGGGUUCUUCUUACAAAAUUCUUACCGGUGCCUCGUAGAAUUCCAAAUUUGUUCUCAUGAUGUUAACGUGAUAUUUGUGCAACAUUUUUUAUCCUUAUUAUAGUCGUAAAAUGACACCUUUUCUCGAGAAAUCUAUACUUAAAAAAAAUACUUAUUUCCUGCUAAAUUACCACAAAAAAAAAAAUUCUCGUAACAAUACAAGAUUAUAAUUUUCUCACGAGAAAAAUCACUUACUUUGCAUGAUUUUUAAAUGCUAUUCUCGUAAAACUACAACUUCUCAAAGUUAUGACUUAUUUUGUUUAUAAUUACACAAUAUAUUUUAUAAUUAUGAUUAUUAGGGCUGUGAAUCUUUGGGCACCACAUGAUUCGAUUCGAUUCUUGGUUGUAAUAAUCUGAUUCAGAAUUGAUUCUCGAUUUAAAAUGAUUCUUAAGUCAAAAUUAAUACUUUUUUAAUAACAUUGAGUGCCAGUUCUCUGAUUAACAGCUCUGAUAAAGUUCUAUAUUACUUAAAAGAAAACUGGUCCUGUUUGAUAAGAUUCUACCUAAACAUUUACUUUUGGAAGAAGAAAAAAAUUAUUUGUAUUUUUUUGUAAUCCAUUUUUGAAUGCAGCUGAGAUAGGCUCCACCCACGACCCCGAAAGGGACAAGCGGUAGAAAAUGGAUGGAUUUUUUUUAAUUUUUUUUAUUGUUACACAUAGGAAUUGCAAUUAAUAUGAAAAUCGAUUUUUUUUGACACCCCUAAAAAGUAUAUUGCUUAAGACUUAGACUGAGACAAACUUUAAUGAUCCACAAGGGAAAUUGUUCCAAACAGCAUCUCAGUUACAAAGGAUGGAAAGGAUAAGGAUGGAAAGGAUAAUGCACACAAGGGCACAAAAAGAGGGCAAAAACAAAAGGUAUAAAGUAGACUAAAAAUGUACCAUAGUAGCAAUAUAAAAUAAAACAUAUAUGUAACAUUUACAUAUUAUAUAUACAGUAUAUAAUAUAUACUGAUAUAUUAUUAUAUGAUAUUAUAUUAUUAUAUAAUAUACACAAUAUAACAAAUCCCAAUUACCAUGUAUAAUUCCAUGUAUAAUAUGUUUAUAUAAUAAAUACAAUAUAAAACAAAUCCCAAUUAUGAUGUACAAUACUAUAGUAUAUGUAACAGCUGCAGCAUAAAAUAGAGAGUAGAUCCAGCAGAAAAUAUACAUUAUAAACAAAGAGAGAUAGCUAACAUAGAAGCGGUCAGGUAAUGGACAGAUAUCAUCUAUUCCUGUAUGGCGAGUGAUUAUACAGCUGAUUAUUGCAACUGUUCAACUUUCUAAUAAUAAAUAAAUACAAUUAUGACAUUAUUUUCGUAAAAUUGCAAUCUUAUUAGUUUCAGACUUUUUUUCCCCUCAUUGUAAUAUGACUUUGUUUCCUGCAAAAUUACUUUUUUCCCAUUAUGUCAACACGCUACUUUCACAAAAUUCCAACAUUUAAAAAAAAAAAAAAAAAAAAUUCCAAUUCCCUCUGUGUAAUUCAAAAAUCGCCCGGACAAGGGUGGAGUGCCAUCUCCGGGUUGGGGAGGAGAUCUUGCCCCAAGUGGAGGAGUUCAAGUACCUCGGAGUCUUGUUCACGAGUGAGGGAAGAGUGGAUCGUGAGAUCGACAGGCGGAUCGGUGCGGCGUCUUCAGUAAUGCGGACGCUGUAUCGAUCCGUUGUGGUGAAGAAGGAGCUGAGCCGGAAGGCAAAGCUCUCAAUUUACCGGUCGAUCUACGUUCCCAUCCUCACCUAUGGUCAUGAGCUUUGGUUUAUGACCGAAAGGACAAGAUCACGGGUACAAGCGGCCGAAAUGAGUUUCCUCCGCCGGG
Molecule: messenger RNA, 5524 nt
Organism: Nerophis lumbriciformis (worm pipefish)
Lineage: Eukaryota; Metazoa; Chordata; Actinopteri; Syngnathiformes; Syngnathidae
Gene: capn5b
Product: calpain 5b
Biological process (GO): proteolysis
Cellular component (GO): cytoplasm
Molecular function (GO): calcium-dependent cysteine-type endopeptidase activity
Source: RefSeq, a predicted model, not a curated record